Oncorhynchus gorbuscha (pink salmon) is the source of this 6177-nucleotide messenger RNA. It is a transcript of the gene ppp1r13bb, whose product is annotated as protein phosphatase 1, regulatory subunit 13Bb. Gene Ontology annotation, cellular component: nucleus. NCBI's taxonomy places the organism in Eukaryota, Metazoa, Chordata, Actinopteri, Salmoniformes, Salmonidae. Gene Ontology annotation, molecular function: p53 binding. The record is from RefSeq and is a predicted model, not a curated record. Gene Ontology annotation, biological process: regulation of apoptotic process.
AUGAAGAAGUUUGUGACCAUAGUGCUCCGCGGCCUGGUCAGCCUCUCGAAGGACCGUACCUGGGUGAAGGAGCGCCACCGGCCGGGGAAGAAGGAAGGCCGGAGGAGAAGGACAGCAGUUAAAGGGGGAAGUGCCACGGGCAGAAACGGCAACUAUGGGAGGGUGAUGAUCCUGACAGUGUACCUAAGUGAUGGGGAACAGGCACUGACCGAGGUGCCCAUCACCCCUGAGACAUCGUGCCGCGACGUGGUCGAGUUCUGCAAGGAGCCUGGCGAGAGCGGCUGUCACCUUGCCGAAGUGUGGCGAGGCAACGAACGAGCAAUCCCCUUUGAGCACAUGAUGUUCGAGCACCUGCAGAAGUGGGGACCCCGAAAACAAGAGGUCAAGUUCUUUCUCCGGCACGAGGACUCACCCACAGAAAGCAGUGAUCAAGGGAGCCAGCAAUCUCAAGAGCAGGCCAACCGUAGAAGUGGAGAUAAGCACAAUGAGAAUGGGGUGGGAACCCCCCGUGUGGAGCUCACGCUCUCGGAGCUGCAGGAGAUGGCCACACGGCAACAGCAGCAGAUCGAGGCCCAGCAACAGAUGCUUGUUGCCAAGGAGCAGCGUCUGCGCUACCUGAAGCAGCAGGAGCGGCGGCAGCAGCAGUCUGUGUCUGAGAGCGAGAAGCUGCAGAGGCUCAAGGAGCGCGUGGAGAGCCAGGAGGCCAAGCUUAAGAAGAUCCGCGCCAUGAGGGGCCAGGUGGACUACAGCAAAGUCAUCAACGGCAACCUGUCGGCAGAGAUUGAGCAGGUGAGUGGGCUGUUCCAGGAAAAGCAGGUGGAGCUGCAGUCAGCUGUGUUGCGGGUGGAGCAGCUGAGUCUGCAGCUAGAGGACCUGCGGCGGGGAAAGCUCAACGGCCUGCAGUCCGCACUAGGAGGACAGGUCACCAGCACUGCAGCCCUGGAGCUGCGCAAACUCUACCAGGAGCUGCAGAUCCGGAACAAGCUGAACCAGGAUCAGAACAGCAAGCUGCAGCAGCAAAAGGAUCUGCUCAACAAACGCAACAUGGAGGUGACCCUCAUGGACAAGCGCAUCGGCGAACUGCGGGAGCGCCUCUAUAAGAAAAAAGCUGAGCUAAACAAGACCAACGGGCCUCCCUCUCCCCAGCCGGCCCCAGGGACUCUGGGCCGGGUGGCAGCCGUGGGCCCCUACAUUCAGGUCCCUCUGCCGGGUAGACAAGAGGGAGGCUACACUGGACCCCCCGAACCUUUGAAACCCCAGACGCUGGGUGUCAACGCCCCAGCCAAUCAUGCCCGCUCCAAAUCAGGGGCGGACACAGUGCGAAAGCCCCUCGGCCCGUGGAAGGUGUCUGAUUUAGACAUCGUGGUGGACCCACUGCCCCCUUCCCCUCCAGAGGCGCGCUCGGGUGGCUCGGACGGCAUGUCCCCUAAUGAUGCUGGCUGGCCCACCCUUGGCAAGGGCAAUGCCUCUCUCAAGCCCCCCGACUGGCCAGAGUCUGGGCCAGACACACAGGGAAAGAUUCCCCCUCCGGGCUCCCCUGCUGCUACCACAGCAGACAAGGUGCUGGACUCCAACAAGAUGACUAUCUCCUCCCCGGUGGCCCCUUCCAAGCCCCAGCCCCCCUCCCUACGGCUCCCAUCUAACUUCUGCCGGCUCCACCAGUUCUCUGGACCGCCGGCCAGGCCAGCUCCCCAACCCCCCCGGCCUGUCUGGCCCCGUGUUCCCCCCUCCACCGGCUCCUCCUCCCAGCAGAUCCAGCAGCGCAUAUCGGUGCCCCCCAGCCCAACCUUCCAGCCCAACUCACCUCUCUUCCCACGGGUCUUCCCGGGGGAUCGGCCUGACCCUGUCCUGGCCAUUGCGGUGCGCCCCUUCGUCCCAGACAGAGGCUCCCGGCCCCAGUCGCCACGCAAGGGCCCGGCCACCAUGAACUCCAGCUCCAUCUACCACAUGUACCUCCAGCAGGCGGCGCCCAAGAGCUACCCUCUCAAGCCUGCGCUCAAAGCAGUGUACGGGAAGCCCGUUCUCCCCUCCGGCUCCACGCCGCCCUCCCCCCUGCCCUUUAUGCUGACAGGGGGGCCCUUCCCCGGGCUCCAGGGGCCGGCCGGUGAGGACACUGGGGACAGAGAGGGCCCUGACAUAGACGGGGCCCCGGAUACCCCCCCGCCCAAUGUGGAGAAUAUCCCGCGACCCCUCAGCCCCACCAAGCUCACCCCCAUGGCCCACUCACCCCUUCGCUACCAAAGCGACGCCGACCUGGAAAUACUUCGCAAGAAGCUGGCGAACGCCCCGCGGCCCCUCAAGAAGCGAAGCUCCAUCACUGAGCCAGAGGGCCCAGCCGGGCCCAACAUCCAGAAGCUGCUCUACCAGCGCUUCAAUACCCUGGCUGGCGGCAUGGAGGGUGGUGGCGCUGGAGCAGGGGGAGUCAGGGCGGGCGGCACGCCAUUUUACCAGCCCGCCAACCCACCCGACUACCCCGGUGACUCGUUGGCAGAUGCUGACAACGGGAACCCGCCAUGUGAGGACUCACUCCCUCCCCCACCACCAGCCGUGGCAGAGGGGUCGUCCUCAGAGCCCCUGACGCCGCCUGACGCCAAUGACAACAAGCUGUGCCCCCACCACCGGCCCCCGAGGUGAUUAGCCCCCCCUGCCCCGGAGGCCUCGGAGGAUACCAACAACAAUAUCCUAGGGGGAGUCUCGGUGGCCACCCUGCCUAGCCCUGUGCCUGAGGUCAGCUCUCCAGAGGAGGUUGCCACCACCCCCUCACAGCAAGUGGAGAAGCGAACUAACCUGAAGAAGCCCAACUCGGAGCGGACGGGUCACGGCCUGAGGGUGAAGUUCAACCCCCUGGCGCUGCUGCUGGAUGCCUCACUGGAGGGCGAGUUUGACCUGGUGCAGAGGAUUAUCUACGAGGUGAAGAACCCCAGCACGGCCAACGACGAGGGCAUAACCCCACUACACAACGCAGUGUGCGCCGGACACCACCACAUUGUCAAGUUCCUGCUCGACUUCGGAGUAAACGUCAACGCUGCCGACAGCGACGGCUGGACACCCCUGCACUGUGCAGCCUCCUGUAACAGCGUUCACCUGUGCAAGUUGCUGGUGGAGUCAGGGGCGGCUAUCUUCGCCAGCACCAUCAGUGACGUGGAGACGGCGGCAGACAAGUGUGAAGAGAUGGAGGAGGGCUACAUCCAGUGCUCUCAGUUUCUGUAUGGUGUCCAGGAAAAGCUGGGCGUGAUGAACAAGGGGGCGGUGUAUGCACUGUGGGAGUACGAGGCCCAGAGCCCAGAUGAGCUUUCUUUCGGCGAGGGCGACGCCAUUACCAUCCUGCGGCGGCAAGACGACAGUGAGACCGAGUGGUGGUGGGGCCGCCUGGACCACAGGGAGGGUUAUGUACCCCGCAACCUGCUGGGGCUUUACCCCAGGAUAAAACCUCGUCAGCGCUCCCUGGCUUAGCCCCUCUGCCUCUUCCUUGGGUGAAAAACUGGACUACAGGCAGGUGUGGCCGAAGACUGGCGGAGUGGGGAGGCCUGGUGCUCCCCUACUGCCACAGUUUCCCCCUCCUCCCUGUAACCCUGGCUAUGGGACACCGGACAGUGUUCAACACUGACACACACACACACACACACACACACACACACACACACACACACACACACACACACACACACACACACACACACACACACACACACACACACACACACAGACCCCAGAAAAGACAGGAUCCCUCUGCUACCCCUUUUCGGUCGACCAAACCCCACUCUGCUCUCUCACUAUCUCCUUUCAGCUUUAUUUAAAUCUGUGUGUGUGUGUGUGAGAGAGAAAAGCUGGCGCACAAGGCUCAGUGGAGAUGCAAGCACUAACCAGUAGUGUUUUUUUUUGGACACCGCUCAGUUAUACAGCGGACAGGACAUUCACCCCUAGUGCUUACCUCUGACGGUUGAUGAUGUGUGUGUGUUUGGAGAGGGUAAUGUGUGCGUGUUUUGUGGUUUCUGUGUGUGUGUGAAUAGUUUAGAGGGCCUUGCGUGUAUGGAAAGUGUGUGGGUUUAAGGACUAGAGAGAGGGUGCUUGUAUGUGUACAAUAGGUGUGUGUGACAUGUGGAUGGUAUAUGUGUACCAGUGUUAAUUUAGUCAAUAACUAUGACAAAAUAAUAAUCAAGCUAUUUUUCCUGACGAAAACUAAUGAUGAUAGCGAGAUGCCAUGAAAAAAAACAAUAACUAACAAUUUAGUUUUCUUUUUAGUUGACGAAAAUGUGACUAAUGAACGUGUGACUAAUGAACAUUCAAUUUGACAUGAAGCUCCCUUUAGUCUGUUUUGUCCAAUCAUAAGCAUGCAUGCCUUUGCAGAAUAUUGAAUGCAAUCCUCUCAUUGGCUAAAUUAACGUCUUUCAGUUGCAGGGUUUGAUUGAGCUGAUCUGCCCGGCUCUCCCUCACAGCUCCCGGCGGUCAAUUAAGUCACUUGUGUAUCUUUUGAACUGAUGGUCAGGACACUUCAAUUGUAACUAACCUAAACUAGAAACAAUGUAGGCUAUUUUUGCUUUGAUCAGAAACGAUUUUCCCAUGUGUGCUACUAUUCAUCUGUGUUGCUGCUCUCGCGGCCCACUAAUACGAGUGCAGUUUUUUAAAUUGAGAAUAUGAAUGCCAUUUGUUUAAUAUUAGGAGUACAGUAAUAUUUCUGGCAUUGUUGAACAUCUCAGAUUCUCCCCCUUCAAGGGAGUCAAUGUUAUUUAUCCCCAUCCCAAGUUUAUGAUGGGAGAAAGAGCUGAAUACCUAAAUUGUUUCAUCUGUAGCCAAGGCUUUAUAGCCUGUAUGGUAAAUCAUGGCUGGAUUUGGUUACAAUCUGCCAGCUAUAUGAGGUGAUAACCUUGUCCAACUAGGCCUACUAUCUGAAUGUGCACAUGAUGACUGAAAGGUUAUGUAUGAUGAGGAGUUUAACAGGUCAAGAAUUUGUGUUUGCUGUGAAGAGGGGUGACAGUUUGAGGUCUGUACAAUGGUGUGCCAGAUAUUCUGAAUGUUAUGUACAAUCAUAACAGGGAUUUUGAAUUUCCCUCUAUCGAUAUGAACAAAUAGUACCUAUAUCAAUUCUGUAGGUCGCUUGCUAAGUAGCUUCCAAAUAAGCUGGAAUUUUAACUGUCCUAACUUACUUUUCCAUCAUAGCUUCUUUCCCUUCUCAAAUGAUAGGGAUUAUUUAGGGAUUUGACACUGCCCUUCCGCAUGACAAAACAAAAAGGCCUUAUUUUUUUUAAUUUAUGGAAAAUAACCUAUUUCUCAACAUAUAUUCCUGGAUUUUAGUCCCAGGUAAAGCACUCUUCGUUAGUGAAGUGUAUUGGAUUAUUGAAAUUUCCCAAACAAGAUCAAACUUUUUUUAAUCUUCUCACGGAAUGAAGCACUCAUCCCCUAAUUUUCUUGCGCCGUCAGGGCCAUGCUAUCAUAACAUACCCUUUUUAACUAUUUACAAUUUGUCACAUUAAGUGCCCUGCUUUAGUCAUAGAAGUUAUCAGCAAAAACACACUUUAUUUUACAAAAAAGCUUCACUCAACUUGUCAGCUCCUCCAAAGAGAUGUGUCCAACCGUUGCCAAUAUAGAUUGAGAUUUGAGAUAGAAAGUGGCGUAUGUGAUGAACAGGGAUGCAGUGUCCUAUGCGUUUGCUUUCGUGCAGUGAAGGAACUCUCCUUCAGGCAAGUGUGUGUGUGUGUGUGUGUGUGUGUGUGUGUGUGUGUGUGUGGUGUGUGUGUGUGUGUGUGUGAGAGAGAUACAUCAGGCCUCACUCACCAUAGAGCCAUGAUCAGGGGGGUCCUCACCACUUCACUUCAGGCGCGUGUGAAAGUGUUAUAAUUGAGCACUUGAUCAAACCCACGCUCUUACAAAUCCGAUGGGUGUGGCCAUUCAAACAGAAUGACAUUUACAUAACACUAAGGUAUUCUUUUGUUGUAUUACCCCUACUUUCCCUGCCUGACCUUGUUUCCAGUUCUGUGAGAUGAGAUUUGUACCUUGCCCGGCAAGGCCGGAAAAGAGCUUUACCCUAAUAAUCUCUGUAAAUACUGAGAUGAGUAUGUUUGACUGUCUGCUGUAUGAAGACUCAUUGACUCGUGGGGGUUCUGUAAGCGUUAAGGAUGCAGUACUUACACAUCCUGUUCUGUAAAUGUGCACAAUAAAAACAAUUCCCCGCAUGACAAA